AUGCCAAAAAAUACAAAAGGUUCACCAUACGAUGCUAAAUUAGUUUCUGUAGAGCCGCUAGAACAAGGAAAAUGGAUUCAGACCCGUAAAUUGAACUACAAAGAUCCAAGGGGUAACGACAGAGUAUGGGAAAUGGCCAUUAGGACAACCCGUUCGGAAACUACUGAUAUUGAUGGUGUCGCUAUAGUGGCUUUGCUCAAUCAUCCAAAUAAGAAGAAGGAGAUCGUAUUGACGAAGCAAUUUAGACCUCCGGUUGGGGCAGUCGUUAUUGAGUUGCCAGCAGGAUUAGUCGACCCAAAGGAAAGUGUUGAAUCUACUGCUGUUCGUGAAUUGAUAGAGGAAACUGGUUAUCAUAGUACUUUUAAUCAUCUGACAGAUUCCAUGGCUGAUUUGGUAAGUGAUCCAGGUUUAACUAAUGCAAACAUGGCAAUUGCCUACGUUGACGUAGACUUGACAAAACCUGAGAACGUCACUCCAAAACCUCAAUUAGAAGAAGGUGAAUUCAUUGAUUCAUUUUCCGUUCCACUUGAGGACUUGGUUAAAGAAUUACAUCGUUUAGUCAAAGAAGAAGGAUGUGUAGUGGAUGCAAGAUUGUACCAUUUGGCUGUGGGUAUUGAGCUUGCGAAAUCACUUUAA
Debaryomyces hansenii CBS767 is the source of this 636-nucleotide messenger RNA. RefSeq names its product ADP-ribose diphosphatase (gene YSA1). The record is from RefSeq and is a predicted model, not a curated record. Lineage: Eukaryota; Fungi; Ascomycota; Pichiomycetes; Serinales; Debaryomycetaceae. Gene Ontology annotation, cellular component: nucleus. Gene Ontology annotation, biological process: nucleoside phosphate metabolic process; ribose phosphate metabolic process. Gene Ontology annotation, molecular function: ADP-ribose diphosphatase activity. The transcript has a single exon. The coding region runs from base 1 to 636 and encodes 211 amino acids.